This is a messenger RNA of Trichophyton benhamiae CBS 112371, 849 nucleotides long. RefSeq lists its product as uncharacterized. The record is from RefSeq and is a predicted model, not a curated record. The coding region runs from base 1 to 849 and encodes 282 amino acids. The transcript is spliced from 3 exons. NCBI's taxonomy places the organism in Eukaryota, Fungi, Ascomycota, Eurotiomycetes, Onygenales, Arthrodermataceae. Gene Ontology annotation, molecular function: protein binding.
AUGGACCAACUCGUCUACCUCAUUGACCCUGACGGGGAGGUAGACAUUGUCCUCACCAACCCCGAUGCCCCCGUCGCCAUCUUUGAUGAAAACCAAUUCGAGCAAGAGGUACCCCAGCCUGCCGUCGAGAACACUCGAGAGGACUCAAGGAGGCCCAGGGAGAAGCACCGGAGGAAGAGAAAGCGGUCAUCAUCACCCAGCGAGCCAACACCAGCCGUGCAACAGACGACAAAAGCCGUGCGUUUUCGGGUUUCUUCCAAGCAUUUAGCAUUGGCCUCUCCCGUCUUCAAGAGCAUAUUGAGUACCAGCUGGCCGGAGAGCGCUACGAUUACGGAGAAGGGCUCAGUUGUGGUGAGUGCUGAUGGGUGGGAUGUGAAGGCGUUUAAACUAUUCCUGCGCAUCUUGCAUUGUCAGCACAAUCUUAUACCACGAAAAGUGUCUAUAGAGAUGCUUGCCAAGAUUGCCUUGAUCACAGACUAUUAUGAGUGCAAGUUUGUGCUGGCAUUCUUUUCAGAAGCAUGGAUCAGAGCCUUAGCGGACAAGAAGCCCUCGAGAUACUCGCGUGAUAUGAUCUUGUGGAUUUGGAUAUGCUGGUACUUCCGGCUUGCCAAGGAGUUCCAAAGAACCACAUUGAUCACCAUCGUGCAAAGCAUGGGGCCGAUACCAAGUCUGGGCCUGCCGAUUCCAGCUAGGAUCAUAGACAAGCUUAACGAAAGCAGAGAGUGGUUGAUUGGUAACAUCCUCAAGAUGCUUUACGAGCGGCGAGAAAUUCUGCUCAAUGAUUUCGAGAGCCGCUUUGGAGAUGUUGGGAAUGAUGUCAUGGGCUUAAACCUGGAUAUGUUUGUGUAG